AUGGAAAUUGAUCCUCAGCUGCAACAUCGAGACGGGGACCCUCAACGGCGUUUUUACACCCCGACCCGACCGACAAUGAGCACAGGUCCGGAAUACCCGGAGCCUCCGUCCCACACAUCCCUGAACCCCUAUCAAAGCCGAGAUAUACAUGGUGACGAGCACGGCCACGGACAUGGGCACGGGGAUACGCACCCGUCAUUUGUGAUGGGUCCAGACAGCAACCAAUCCCCAGAGCCGCGGGAGACAUCCGGCGAUGCCAAGCGGUCGCGCGCAUGUGAGCCAUGUCGACAGCUCAAAGUGCGCUGCGACCCAGACCCGGCGCACCCAGAAGGGUCAUGCAAGCGGUGCGCGAAAGCCCGACGGACGUGCAUUGUGACUGCACCGACGCGCAAGCGGCAAAAGAAGACCGACAGCCGGGUAGCGGAGUUAGAGCGGAAGAUCGAUGCUUUGACCGCGACGCUGCAGGCAUCGCAUUCGACUGGUUCGCUGUUCUCUAGUGGAGCGGGACAGCAAACGUCGCCGCCUGGGCAGCGGGAUGAGCAGCUUGCUGGUCGGAGGUGGUCAGGUGGGGAAUCAAAAAUCGCCGGGAGCAAGCGACAGCAUACCGGCGAGAUCAAGGAUUCGGCUGGGGAGUUGCUGGCACCACGGUAUUCGCGGCCGGGCAGUCCCUCUGCGGAACAGAUUCUGACCCAACCAUCGAAGCAUUGGCGCAGACCUGUUGCCGGGGACUCUGCGCCGCCGCCGAAACACGACGCCGGGAAUGAGUUUGCUGAUAUGAUUGACCGGGGAAUUGUAGAUUACAAGACUACUAGCGCGGCGUUUGACAGGUAUAUCCAUCAGAUGGCGCCAGAGCUGCCUUUUGUUGUUUUUCCGCCGGGGACUACGAUGGGCGAGGUUCGGCGCAACAAGCCCUAUUUGUUUCUUGCCAUAAUUGGCGCUGCCAUUGGUGUUUUUAACCCGGACGUUCAGACUAUCCUCGUGAAUGAGACAUAUCGCCUGAUCGCGGAGCAUGUUGUUGUCAAGGGCCAAAAGUCGCUUGAGCUGGUUCAGACUAUCAUGGUCUGUUCUAUCUGGUACUUGCCACCAGACAACUUCGAGGAGCUCAAGUUCUAUUCUUUGACCCACAUGGCUGCGCUCAUGGCAAUCGACCUUGGAUUGAACCGUCGUAUUUCCGAGAAUAGACGGACCUUCAACAUGAUCCGCGAGCUGAUCGCUAAGAAGCCAACGGGCCCGGCAUUUGAUCUCGACGGACCUGAGGCAAGGCGGACUUGGGUUGGCUGUUAUUACUUAUGUGUACAGAUGUCGGCGGCUAUGAGGAGAGUACACUUGAUCACAUGGCAGCCGUAUAUGGACGAGUGCCUUGAUAUCCUAGCAAACCACCCGGAUGCCCUACCCUCCGACCGGAAAUUAAAAUGGUGGGCAAAAUUGGGGUUGAUAAUGGAGGAUUCUGGGAAUCAGUUCUCUGCGGAUGAUUCCGAACCCAUUACUACCUUCGCGAAUAGUAAGGCGUGGUAUAAUGUGAAGGUGUUUGAGGAUCGAUUGGCACAGUGGAGAGAGGAGAUACCGAGGGAUAUCUACACUGGGCCGAUGGUUCACACAGAACAUGUCUUGAAUCUCUUUGUGCAUGGAUGCGCGGUGUGUGUAAACUUCAACGCUGGCAACAACUCUGCACCACAGGAUGAUUUGCACAGAUCUUCCAUUGCAGCGGCGAUCGAUGGGUUGACCACGGCCAUCCGCUGCAUCCACGAAAGUCUGGAUGUCAUUUGCGCUGUUGAGAGUGAACGACUUAUAUUUUUGCCUACGACGACAUUAGCACGGACAACGUUCCCCGUGGUCACUUUGAUAAAAAUAUACUCACUGUUCAGCUCGCCGGACAGUCAAAUCGGCCAGAUUCUCGAUGUGCAGAGUCUCAAGAUCGAUUAUUAUCUGGACAAAGUCGUCGCUCACUACCGGACCGCCGCGGCGCGUGACGGUGGUCGUGCAGCGGCGAAAUUCGGAAACAUAAUGGUCCUUUUGCGCAACUGGUUUAUCAAAAAACGUAACCAGGGAGAUCAUGGCCGGGAAUUGAAGGAGAUGUUUGCAAAUGAUCAGGUGCCCUCUGAUAACCAGCAGACACAUGGAAAUCAUGAUAUUUCGAACACGGCGUCUGCUAAUCCAAGAACGCAAAUGGCACCGGGCAUGACGCCUCUUCAUUUCCUAAGCGAAGUAGCCAUGGGCGACCCAGCACACCGUGCGAACAAUCCCAACCCUCAACAUCCAAUAAGUGGACAAUCUUAUUCCGCAAACCACAGUCCAAAUUCAACAAUCAACCCAAUGACAACGCCAGGCCCACCCAGUUUUGUGCCAGACCCGCCCCAAACCAGCUGGUCAUCCGGCGCAUCUUACCCAACCACUCUCCCUAGCUCGGACUCGAACCAGGUCGAUACGAGAGGUUACUACCAACCCUACUCCUCUACGGAACUCACACAUAACUACCCAGAUAUACCGUCGAGUACGACUCAGACUCAGGGAUAUCCGGACAUGUCUACCGUUGCUGGAAUGCAGCUUGCUCCCCCGAUGGGACUGGCAGCCGGAAUAGGUAUGGAUCCCAAUUCUGGUGAAUCUUGGAUUAAUUUAGGGAACAUGAUGGACGAGGGCCUAUUUACAUUCCCUUUCGAUGGGAAUUUUGGGUUGUUCUAG
Penicillium coprophilum is the source of this 2679-nucleotide messenger RNA. Its product is annotated as putative C6 transcription factor (War1). The record is from RefSeq and is a predicted model, not a curated record. Gene Ontology annotation, biological process: regulation of DNA-templated transcription. The transcript has 3 exons. Gene Ontology annotation, cellular component: nucleus. Gene Ontology annotation, molecular function: zinc ion binding; DNA-binding transcription factor activity, RNA polymerase II-specific; transcription cis-regulatory region binding. NCBI's taxonomy places the organism in Eukaryota, Fungi, Ascomycota, Eurotiomycetes, Eurotiales, Aspergillaceae. Bases 1 to 2679 code for a protein of 892 amino acids.